Molecule: messenger RNA, 402 nt
Organism: Acyrthosiphon pisum (pea aphid)
Lineage: Eukaryota; Metazoa; Arthropoda; Insecta; Hemiptera; Aphididae
Exons: 4
Coding region: 1-402 (133 amino acids)
Source: RefSeq, a predicted model, not a curated record
AUGAAGAAGUUUUUUGUCAGUGGAGUGUCUGAAAUCAGUGAUUUAUUAAAUGAAUUGGAAAGAGAAGAAGAGGAUUUAGCAGAAGAAGGAUAUAUGUUUCGCACAAAAAAUUGUGUUGAUGAUUGGGUUUUAAUUAAAUAUAAGCUUGAAGGAAAAUCUGCAAAAUCAUUACAUUAUGUAGGUAUUAUAAAAGAAGUCUUUGAUGAUGUACAGAAAGCUUUUGAUAGUGUGAAUCAUAAGCUAUUGAUGUUUAAAUUAGAAAACGCAGGUAUUCGUGGUUUACCUUAUAAUUUAAUUAAAUCCUUCUUAGGUGAUAGAACUCAAAGAGUUAAACUAAAUGAUACAUAUAGUGAUAUUCUAGAAGUAUCUUGUGGUGUACCACAAGGCACAGUCCUAGGGUAA